AUGACUACGCACGAAUUGCCAUUGGCAGACAGCGUGCCAAAUCUUCCGCUCGAAGAUGAGCAUUCACCAUUCGUUACCCCUUCUCACACUCCACAGUCGAUGCCCGAAAGGGGAGAGCCUCCUCGGAAACUCAAGCGGGGCGGUACGAGGAUUCUUUCGGUGCUGCGUUCAUUGACCAACAACACUUCCGACGAUUCCAUACGGGAGCCUGCAACAUGGCCAGCACCUUCGCCUGCCCUCGAUGGAGGCUCUCCGGAACCACGUCGACGCUUCAGAAAAAUCUCUAUGCCAUUCCUUCGGAGUCCCUUCGGCGCUUCUGUCACUGUCAUUCAUCGAAUAAGAUCUAAGACAAAAUCCAAAUCUAGACAAUCUGCCGGGUCCAUGGACGGAACUACCAACGACUUACUCCAGCCAUGCCCACCCGAGGCGGCCGCCUCUUCUACAUCCAAUGGUAACUCAUAUAGCAAUGGAAACAGCAAUGCAACUUCCAGUGGGAAAUCAUCCGGUCCAACCACCGGAACUGGUGGAACUGGCGGAACUGGAACCACUGGCAAGACUUCUUUUGAUUCCAAGCGAGACAACAACUUAGGAGACAAGAAAACUGUUCCUGUGGCUCGCGAAAAAGAACUAGAGGUUACCUUAGCCCCCGAGUCAAACUUGACAACGAUUCAUGAGUCAACUCUCGAUUUACCACCACCAACAAUUUUAACCAUUGAGCGAGCUGCGGCUGCCAAGGUCUUCCUAGAGACUCACUUUAACGAACAAUUCUCCAGGCCUAGUCCACGGUCUAUCCGCCGACGAUAUCUAGAAGGAGAAUUAUAUCAUGGGAAUGGCAUGACGGAAGCAGAGAAGAACGCUCGGCGACGAGCUUUUUACAAGCAAGAGACAGACCACCUCCGAGAAACCCGUGUGCUGAAAGCAAAAAGUAUAGGUGCGGUUCAAGGGAGACAUAAUCAACUCGCCGACAAUUAUGAGGUUUUAAAAAUUCUCGGCAAGGGGAGUUUCGGUGUUGUUAGGCUUGUUCGUGAGAAGCCUAAUCCAUACGAAUUGGCUCAUGGUAUUCGUCGAGAAAGACCGGUAUAUGCCAUGAAGGUAAUACGCAAGUCAGCCAUGUUGAGGACAAGUCAAGAGGCGCAUUUGCGGGCCGAACGGGAUUUUCUGGUUGCUUCAGAGGGCUCCAAGUGGAUCGUGCCCUUAAUCACUAGCUUCCAAGAUGCCGCCAACCUUUAUCUUGUCAUGGACUACAUGCCUGGAGGCGACUUUCUCGGUCUUCUCAUCCGAGAAAACGUACUCAGUGAGCCAGUCGCAAAGUUUUACAUAGCUGAGAUGAUACUUUGCAUCGAGGAGGCACAUUCGUUACGUUGUAUACAUCGCGAUGUCAAGCCGGACAACUUUCUCAUAUCCGCAUCUGGUCACUUGAAGAUUUCGGAUUUUGGUCUGGCUUUUGACGGACACUGGUCGCAUGAUACCAACUAUUACCACACGCAGCGAUAUACCUUGCUCCAGAAGUUCGGUAUACCCGUGGAAGGAGACGCCAUCGAUCGUGCUGAGGGCUUACAGGGCUCAGUCAAGUGGGCUCAGGGCGUGGCCCAGGCAAUGCAAAAACACGAACGCAACCCAUCACAUUUGACCUCAGCUUCGACAGUGCCGGAUGGACCACUCUUAAGCUGGCGAAACCGGUGCGGAAAUCGCAGUGCGGCCAGGUCCUGUGUAGGGACGAGUCAAUACAUGGCCCCAGAAGUCAUCCGCGAAGGCGACUACGAUGCAAGAUGCGAUUAGU
Hypoxylon trugodes is the source of this 1780-nucleotide messenger RNA. Its product is annotated as kinase-like domain-containing protein. Gene Ontology annotation, biological process: intracellular signal transduction; peptidyl-serine phosphorylation. Bases 1 to 1779 code for a protein of 592 amino acids. NCBI's taxonomy places the organism in Eukaryota, Fungi, Ascomycota, Sordariomycetes, Xylariales, Hypoxylaceae. The record is from RefSeq and is a predicted model, not a curated record. The transcript has 3 exons. Gene Ontology annotation, molecular function: ATP binding; protein serine/threonine kinase activity.